Molecule: messenger RNA, 2440 nt
Organism: Clupea harengus (Atlantic herring)
Lineage: Eukaryota; Metazoa; Chordata; Actinopteri; Clupeiformes; Clupeidae
Exons: 13
Coding region: 339-1691 (450 amino acids)
Molecular function (GO): GTP binding; GTPase activity
Source: RefSeq, a predicted model, not a curated record
GUGGCAGAGGCAACUCCCUAAACUCUACCGCCGGUUCUGCAUACUCUGUCCUUGCCUGUCAUUAUAGUGUCUUUAUCAGCUGUUAUCAACGCCUACAAAAUCUCUGACACGCGCCCCUCCUCAGCCCAACUGAACACAUUUCCCAAAGGGCUUUGCGAGCAUCCGUUGACGUGGCCGACGCGACGUUGCACAGCAUACCGGGUGGAUUUGAACUUUGGCUGGAGAGGAUAAAGCAACUGGCUCAAGUGGUUUAACUUGAUUUGGGUUAAGCUACUCUUAUUUAACGUUAAGUUAUUUAUUAGACGUUUUUUUUGCUUUUUGUUUUGUACCCGUUUGUAAUGUCCGGCAAAAUUAAGAGCAGAAGCGCGGCCAAUGCCGACUCGAUCUCCGGCACUGUGUCCUGCGAUGAACGCAUCCUUCGGGAUUGUCACCAGAUGUAUAUCGAUGGCGACAGCGGGUUGGUAGCUAUCGCCCAGUCUGUCGGGGUGACGCUCCUGGCGCCCCGCAAGAAGAUCACGGUGAUGUUGAUGGGGAACCACUCGGCCGGAAAGAGCUCCUUCAUCAACUGGUAUGUGGAGGAGCACAUUCAGAGGACUGGGGUUGCCAUAGAGACACAAGGCUUCAGUUUCGUCACCAGUGGCCGCAAGAGGGAAUCUCUUACUGGCAAUGCGACUCUUCACCUAUACCCCCACUUCAAGCCCCUGCAGGAGUUCAAAGGUGUGGCAGAGUACCUGGGCACGGAGAUCUGCACGUCCCGUCAGAAGCGCUUCAGUCUGGUGACGUUUGUGGACUCGCCCGGGCUGGUGGACGGGGAUAUGAAGUACCCCUUCAACGUGGACCAGGCCAUCCUGUGGCUGGGUGAGUUGUGUGAUCUGAUCCUGGUGUUCUUCGACCCGAUGGGUCAGGCCCUGUGUAAGCGCACGCUGAACAUCGUGGAGCAACUCAACGACCGGCAGGGAGAGAGACUCCGCUUCUACCUCAGCAAGGCCGACGAGGCGGGGGGGGAGUCUGACCGACAGAGGGUCAUGAUGCAGAUCGUUCAAGAACUCUGCAAAAGGCCGGGACUCAACAAGUGUGGCUUUGAUAUGCCCACGAUAUACAUCCCCAACCCCAACAAGUCCAGCCGGUGUGUGAACCAGAUUGAGGAAGUGUGUCGCACCAUCGAGAGGACGAUUAACCAGACGGUCCAGAACACUCUUAACGCCCUGGAGAAGGACUGUGAGCUCAUCACCGAGGCCAUCACAGACACACUGCAGAACGACAGGCAGUGCAGCGUGGAGAACAGGCGUGCGCGCUGUAAAGGGUGUGUGUUCGGCCUGCUGGGCUUCACGGUCCCCCUGCUUCUGAUGGCGGCGCUGGUUCUGGGGACUCUGUCCAAAGACAUCCUGGAGAUCGCCCUCGGGGAGCAGGGGACACACACACUCGGACAACACCUGAGUCCUGUUGUGAAGGCGUUUGAGUCGUUGUCAGUGGAGGUGCAGCUCUACGGGUGCGGAGCUCUCGUCUUCCUGUCCUUCCUCCUCCUCCUCAUCGCACGCUGUUCAUUCAGGACAAAGCCCACUCUGGCUGGCAAGCAGAAGAGGCAGCUGCAGGAGAAGCUUGACUACGUGAAGGAAGUGGUCAAGACCAAGAAGAAAAACUUGUAUGAGGAGUACCUGCGUCAGAGUGUGGGGGACCAGGACAUGGACUGAGAACACACACACACACACACACACACACGAGAAGACAUGGACUGAGAGGAGAGGAGAGAAGUACGGGAGGAAGAGAGGAUGAGGAAGGAGGAGUGAAGGCACUAUCAAACUCCAACACUUCAGCAACCAAUCACAGAUCAUGAUUCACCUCGCCUUACAGACACUGCUCAGCACCCGCAGGGGGGCCUGGGAAAUGUAGUUUACUUUACCACUUCCUGUGGUCACCACCUGUUCAGGACCAGGAGCACUCCAGUCUCUGCCGUCUGCCCCCGUUACUGAAGAACUCUUCUACCCAUAGUCCAGCCCUCACUGCCUACCUGUGUAAUACUGAUGUUGACCACUAGAGCGCGCUGUGUCUGUGUGCGCACCUGUAGCGUACUCUGUCCCCUUAACUGUUCUCCUAAUGGACUCAAGGACGGAUCCUCCUGCACCAGGAAGUUCGUUUUAACCCCAUCGUGACCCUGAACCCGUCACAGGCCCCUCGGAAUGUGCGUAACCAUUGAGUCAUGUCUGUGGCAUUAAUGCUCUUAUUGAAAUUAAUCUGAUUGAUUUUCAUACUGUACUGAUCACUUCCUGGUGCAUGGGCCACAAAGUGAUGUCAUGAUGAUGUCAUGAUGUUGUCCAUGUCGGUUAAUGAAUUGCAAUUUUUGUACCAAAAGUUUUUCCUACUUUUUUCACUGAGCAUCCAUUAGUGUGUAGCCAGUAGAUGGGUGAUAAACACAAGCAUAAUAAAGUACUGUUCAAAACCA